Messenger RNA from Helianthus annuus (common sunflower), 1129 nucleotides. RefSeq lists its product as uncharacterized. The coding region runs from base 199 to 990 and encodes 263 amino acids. NCBI's taxonomy places the organism in Eukaryota, Viridiplantae, Streptophyta, Magnoliopsida, Asterales, Asteraceae. The transcript has 3 exons. The record is from RefSeq and is a predicted model, not a curated record.
CAGUCUCUCCUCAUAUUUUGCUCCAUUCCACUAAAACUUUUACCCUAAAUCCAUCCUCCACAACGGCGUUCAUCAUCGUCAUCCUCCAUCCAUCAACCUUCAUCGUCAAUCGCCGUUCACCAGGCCAUCUUCCGUCGUUGUCCAUACUACAUCGCCGUUAUUCAGGUUGUUGGUUUAUUCGGACCUGCAGUCGAGAAAAUGGAUCCACCUCCAAGCACCGAAAUGAAGUCGACAGUACUAUAUCCAAACCAAAAAGGUUUCCAUUACUCGUUGAGGGAGUCCUAUGAGGAUGUAUGGCUACAAAAGUUAGAGUCAUGUGUCGCCAACUCGAUGACGCACAUGCUAACCAUCCUCCACCGUAAGGCAUCAGGCAACAAUAACCUACGGUUGUCGCCAAAUGCUAUUUUAAGCAUAAUGACUCCGAAUGGCAUUGAUGUUGUAGAUGCAGCGAAUAUAGCUAAAAGUGGAGGGCUUGAAGAACACGAGGAAGGCCAACCCAUAUAUGAGAAGGUCGAGAAUUUUCAAUACAAAGACAGUACAAGAUAUAAACUCAAGGAUUUCAAGUUUGUUUCUGGACAUUACAACGUUGUUUGCAAGUUAGCAGAAAACUUUGGUCCAGGUGGUCGUCGUUACCCAUUGAUAGGAUAUUGUCAUCCAAUGGGUUCGUUUGCACAGACUGCAGUAGCUUCCGAAACGAGUAUGCAAAACCCUUAUCAUUGGGGUGCAUUCAAUAGCCCUGAUGACGCCCGUCUACGAAAGCUACAAAAUGAAAGCGACAUAGUCAGCACUAAAGUUCUCGAUCAUGCGAUGUUAAUUACUGGAUUAUAUACUAUGGCUGACAAUCCUAAAGUAAAGGACUUUAGCGUCGAGGUAAAGAACUACUCAUUGGGACCAAAAUGGGCCACUAAUGCAUACGCUUGGGUAACACCAGAUGUAUUCAACUUCAUUGGUGUACCGGAGAUGGAGGACGAUAAUAUGAUCUUUGAUUAAACAGUUGUUUAACCUAACAUCACUUGCAAGUUCUUCAUCGUUGUAAUUUUUUUUUUUUUUGUUGUUUGCGGAAACUAGUACUUGAUUAAUUUGUGGUGUUUAAUGCUUUUCAUUUACAUUGCUAGAGUUUUGCCACAUA